This is a messenger RNA of Carassius carassius (crucian carp), 1292 nucleotides long. RefSeq names its product neural cell adhesion molecule 1-B-like. Lineage: Eukaryota; Metazoa; Chordata; Actinopteri; Cypriniformes; Cyprinidae. Gene Ontology annotation, biological process: cell surface receptor signaling pathway. The record is from RefSeq and is a predicted model, not a curated record. The coding region runs from base 126 to 1292 and encodes 388 amino acids. Gene Ontology annotation, molecular function: transmembrane signaling receptor activity. The transcript is spliced from 7 exons.
UCUUCCUGUUUUGUGUCUCUGUGUAGAGUUGUGUCUCCUCCCUCAUCUCUUCUUGAACUGUGAAAUGCAGGAAGUGUCUGAUUUAGAGACGCAUCUCUGUUAAAACAGUCUGUUAAUGUGUCAGUAUGGGCUCCAGUGCACUGCCUCUCAUGAUCUUGCUGAUGUCCUUCAUCCACGCUGGACUCACUCAAGUAAAAGCUGUGCUGAAGGUGACUCCAGAUGAGCAUGUGUUCAGAGGAGAGACAGUCACUCUCACAUGUGACAUACAGGGAGCAGGAGACACUCAGUGGAUAUACAGAUGGUUUAAAGAUGGAAAACCUCUCAAUCUAUUUACAACAACAGCAGCAGAGUACAGUUUUACAGGUGAGGUGUAUCACAGUGCUGAAUACAGCUGUAGAGGAGAGAGAUCAGACUCAGAGAGAUCAUCAGACAUCAGUGCUGCUGUUACACUGACUGUAUCAGAUAAACCGAAGCCGACUCUGACUGUAAAACCCCAGAGUUCAGUGUUCACUGGAGACACAGUUACUCUGAGCUGUGAUGUGGGACAGUUAACUGGAUGGACAAUUCACUGGAGAAAAGACUCAGACCCUGAAUCCACGACUGAUGCAACUAAAACAAUCAAGUCUGUGAGAGACUCUGAUGAAGGAGAAUACAGGUGCAGAGCACGACGAGGAAACUACUACAGCGAGUUCAGUAAUACAGUUACGAUUACAGUAACAGUGAGACCCAAACCUGUAGUUGGUGUUGAUCCUGAAAGACGUGUGUUCAGAGGAGAGACGGUCACUCUCACAUGUGACAUACAGCAGACAGGAGUCUGGCAGUACAGCUGGUAUAAAGGCUACAAACAAGAUUAUAUCAUAGGACGAGACCAGAACUAUAAAAUCCCAUCUGUGGAUCUGUCUCAUCGUGGUUUCCCCAGAUCUUCACUGACUGUGACUCCAGACAGUCCUGUAUUCACUGGAGAGACAGUCAAUCUGAAGUGUGUGAUUGAGUCUCACAACUCUGAAGAAGAGAGAGAAUGUAGAGAUGUGUCCACUGAUCAGAUAGGUGACCUUAUUUCUAAACCGAUUGACGUACCAUUACCUCCUCAACCACCUGAGUUUCAUGAAGACAGACUGCAAUUUGAAAAUGGAGAGGUUGCCCAGGGCAUGGGUAGCAUUGAGGAGCAUCUUGCUGAUCUCGAGCAUCGUAUCAGUGGACUGGUUACCAUCGAAACUAUGAAGGCAGAGUUACAGGCGUGUGAAGACAAAAUGAGCUAUGGCUUGCAAAGAGAGUUGGAUCAUGUUAAAUAG